UAGUCGAGAAGUUGUUGCAUGAAGAUAGCUAACUCAGCUCUCAAAAUAAACAUUAACGGCGGAGAGAUGAAACAAAUGAAUUCAUUGCAACGUGUUCUGAUGCAUAAAUAAUGAAUGCAACGAUUUCAUUUCUCUAGUUUAGUAUCAUAACUUCAAGAGACGUGUCUUUAGAUAUCCCUUGCUGGAGGUCUUGUCUCGUUGCUAACGCGUAGCUAGCUCGCUACCACUGUUUCCACCGAAUACAUUUCAACGUUACGGCCAGCUAGUAAGCUGGCUAGCUAAUUGAAAAGAUUUAGCUAGCACUAUCCGACGAUACAGCAUCAAGUAUCCAGCUAUCAAUACAUGCAGUUUCGUCGUUGGUGAAUGUACAGCACAGUGAAUGUUUUUAGCUUGCUAACUAGCUAACGCUAGCCAAAUUAGCCACAACAAUGUCACAGGCGCACUGGACCAAAUUCGAAAAGGAGACAGAGGAAGAGGUGAAGAACCUGGUCAAACAGAUCAGUGGCAUUCAAGAUGAAGAAGAGCAGAACUUUCAACUGGCACUGAAAUUUACCUGGUCCAAUUUCAGGUUUCACCGUUUCCUAGAUGCCAAUAGUCAUAAAGUUCAACGCAGUGUGAAUGGGAUCUAUGAGAAACUGAUGGUACAUUCAGACCUGAGUAAAGCAGAGAGCUGGGUCAGACUGACAGAGGAGUUCCUCAACUCACCUCUACCGAACACAGAUGGAACUAAGACUGACGUUCAUCACAGUCUCCUGGACCUUCUCCUACACCUCUCAGACUCUCCCCUUAACUCCAACUACAGCGAGACACCCAGACUGAAGGAGACGAAGAAAGAAGACGACUUUGACUGGUGUGGAUAUUUACAGGAAGGAGAGCUAGACACAGGCCCAUAUCCAGACACCCCA
Salvelinus namaycush (lake trout) is the source of this 905-nucleotide messenger RNA. RefSeq names its product gamma-tubulin complex component 5-like. The annotation marks the transcript as partial. Lineage: Eukaryota; Metazoa; Chordata; Actinopteri; Salmoniformes; Salmonidae. The transcript has 5 exons. The record is from RefSeq and is a predicted model, not a curated record.